AUGGCAUCGCCAAGCGAUCGACCCAAGGGACGGAAACUGCCCCACCAUCCCUCAGAAGCGACCAUCACGAACCUCGAGAAUGAGAACACCCCUCUUCUUCCCAAGAAAACUAGCGACAAGCAAGUUAUUGACCCCACUGCGCUCUAUGUCAAGGUUCUCGACGAACACCUGCCCUGGCACAAACGCCCCUCGGUCCUCUGGCUGCUCCCGAUCUUCGGUCUCGCCUGGAUCGGCAGUGGCAUGCUCGCCUCCUCCAUUGGUCAACUCCAAGCUGCACUUCUCUGUCGCGAGUAUCUCAACCGCCACACAUCCAACACCACCUUGCUCGCCAGUGAGGGCGUGGUCUCGUUCCUGUCCAGGGUCUCUUCAAGCACUGGGGGAUUGGCUGAACACGUCGCAGUCGCGAUGCGACCCGCUGCAGAGUGUCAGAUCCCAGAGAUCCAGGCGUACACUGCCAAGAUCACAGGCCUUAUCGAGGUGCUCACCGGUAUUGCGAGCACAUUCUCGAUCGGAUACUACUCGUCCUUGAGUGAUAAGCAUGGGCGCAGGACUAUCAUGUUCGUCUGCUUCGUUAACUCGUUCCUGACCCUCGCCGCCAUCCUCGCCAUGAGUCUAUACUGGGACCAAAUUGGAUUGCCCCUCAUGGUCGCCUCUGGGCUCCUCGUCGGACUACUCGGCGGUACUAGCCUCAGUCUCACCAUUACACUGGCUUACACAGCCGAUUGCACAGAUCCUGCGAAGCGUAGUCUGGCCUUUUCCUGGCUUCACGCCAGUCUCUUCCUCGGACUCUCUGUCGGAUCAUAUCUGGGAGGAACGAUCGUGAGAGCCACGAACACCAUCCUGUCGAUCGUCUAUCUCGAGAUGAUCACAACCACCAUCUGUUUCCUACUUGUACUGUUCUUUGUGCCAGAGUCCCUGCCGGGCAAACAACCUGAGAAAGUUCAGCGACUUUACGAGACCUUCAAGAAGAAGAACGGCACAGGAACAACAUCUCAGGAACGCGUCGCGUGGCAUUCACACGCUAUACGCGCACUCAGCUUUUUCAAACCCAACGGUCGCAACACCAACUUGGUUCUCUUAGCAGCAAUAUCGUUCCUGCAGAUGCUAGCCAUGCGCGGUACACUCUCGGUCAUCAUUCUCUACACAAACAAGAUGUUUGACUGGACUGAAUACGAGGACGGCAUUAUGUUCAUGCUGAGCUCGCUGGUUCGAUUGUUCACGAUGCUGCUUUUGCUGCCGAUCCUAGUCCAGCUGCACCAGAGGGCCUACCAAAGGAAGCAGAACAAGGUUGCAAAGGAAGCCCUCCGUCACGGGAAGCAGCCCGAUGUCCAAUCUCAAUACCUGCAGACACGGGAUCCAAUCAUCGACAGCGUCUAUAUGUCCAGUCAAGUCCCAUUCAACGAGAACGAUCCUAGUGCCGCAGCGAGUGUGCAACAUUUGGGCGGGACUGCGCUCGAAUUGUCGCUUGAGGAACAUGAGCGUCGGAAUCGUCAGAUCUCGGUGGAUUCUAUCGGAACGUUGGCUCCCUCUAACGGAGUAACAUCUCAUCCACAAAACGCCAUCGAGGCAGGGGAAGAGGACGAAAACAGCUCUGCGGACGCCUACAUUGCGCCAGUGAGGACACAAGCGCAGACGUUUAGCGACAUGAAGUUCGAUACAUGGAUGAUUCGACUGGGCUCUGCGAUCAGCUCGAUUACUUAUGUCGGGUACGGUCUGGCACGAGAGGGCUGGGUGUUCUACCUGGCUACAGCACUGCACGCCGUCUAUAUCAUCUCGAGCCCAUCACUUAAAUCCCUUCUAACGAAUCUGGUCGAACCUUCGCAGUUUGGAGCGGUACUGGGGGCUGUGCAGGUCGUGGACUCGAUUGCUGUGAUCUUCUCACCGAUUGUGAUCUCGUGGGUGUAUGCGCUGACGGUCGGAACGAUGCCGGAGUUUGUGUGGUACAGCUGUGCUGCCUGGGCGGGCAUCUGUGUGGUCCUGGCGUUCAUGAUUCGGCAGAAGCAGUUUCGUAACAACAUGGAUUUCUAA
Molecule: messenger RNA, 2028 nt
Organism: Gamsiella multidivaricata
Lineage: Eukaryota; Fungi; Mortierellomycota; Mortierellomycetes; Mortierellales; Mortierellaceae
Product: major facilitator superfamily domain-containing protein
Exons: 4
Coding region: 1-2028 (675 amino acids)
Biological process (GO): transmembrane transport
Cellular component (GO): membrane
Molecular function (GO): transmembrane transporter activity
Source: RefSeq, a predicted model, not a curated record